GUGGCAGCACUGCUUAGUUUAGUGCAUUCGCUUGUCAAGUUUGUUUACGUUUGAUAAUUUACUGGAAAUUAUAAUAAAGAAUCAUAAGCAAAGAUGUCUUAUAUGUUACCGCAUUUACCAUAUACCAUUUCCUAGUCGCUUGUUUUUUGGGGAAAUUCAUAAAAAUAUUAAGCAAAUUCACAUCUCCGCUUCAACACACUGCUUUUAGCUGAUCUAUCUAUUUCAAUUAUGGCCGAUCCAGUGAGACUGAUAGGUGCAAAGAAGAAGCCAAAAUCCAGCAAAUUAUACGGCUGCCCGCAGUGCAGUUACAAAGCCAAUCGGGCUUACAACGUCCAAAGGCAUCAGGCCAAACAUUUCGAGAAACCUCCAAAGGAACUACAACAUAUGUGCCAGCAUGCUGGCUGCUCAUUUUCAACAUUGCGUUGGGACAAUCUAAACCGACACAUACAAAGAGUACAUGGAGUAACAAAGCCUAGAAACGAGAAUGCAGAAGAAUUGAAAAAGGAGGUAAUCAAAGUAAAGCCAUUACAUUUGGAGGAUCCAUCAUCAGCGGUGAUGGAUGAUGAGGAUUUAGCAUUAAUACAAAGUGAUGAGGAUCCAGCAUCAAUGCUAAGUGAUGAGGAGUCGGCGUCAUUGCUAAGUGAUGAGAUUCCAACUGUGUUUCCAGCUGAGGAUCCUUCCGAAACAAUCCCUACUAAAAACCAAACGGACGUACCAAAACUAAACAAGGUAUCCAAACAGAAAGACAAGAGAAUCGUUAAACCAAGAAAAAACUACAAAAGUGGUAAAAGCAAAUUUUAUGAAUGUGAAACGUGCAGUUACCGCACAAAUCGUGGCUAUAACAUUAAGAGACAUAUUGCCAAACAUGGAUCCACAGAAUUAGAGCUACAUGUGUGCGUAAUCUCUGGUUGCGGCUUCUCAACUCCACGUUGGGAUAAUCUAUGCAGACACGUUAAACGGGUUCAUUCAGAGACUGCCACACCUACAGGGGACUAUUGGUGACGCUGGGAAUUUAUAGUUUUCCUCUAUAGAUACAAGAUUUCAAGAUUGUUAAUAUCUGAAUAUUUGUAUAUUUUAAUUUACUAAAUUUUUAAAUAAACAUUCUAUUGUUUAUUAAAA
Messenger RNA from Drosophila innubila, 1119 nucleotides. Its product is annotated as fez family zinc finger protein 2-like. The record is from RefSeq and is a predicted model, not a curated record. Gene Ontology annotation, cellular component: nucleus. NCBI's taxonomy places the organism in Eukaryota, Metazoa, Arthropoda, Insecta, Diptera, Drosophilidae. The transcript is spliced from 3 exons. Gene Ontology annotation, biological process: regulation of gene expression. Bases 229 to 1002 code for a protein of 257 amino acids.